Messenger RNA from Mucor mucedo, 1470 nucleotides. Its product is annotated as protein phosphatase PP2A regulatory subunit B. Gene Ontology annotation, molecular function: protein binding; protein phosphatase regulator activity. The record is from RefSeq and is a predicted model, not a curated record. Gene Ontology annotation, biological process: peptidyl-serine dephosphorylation. Gene Ontology annotation, cellular component: cytosol; protein phosphatase type 2A complex. The coding region runs from base 103 to 1401 and encodes 432 amino acids. Lineage: Eukaryota; Fungi; Mucoromycota; Mucoromycetes; Mucorales; Mucoraceae. The transcript has 9 exons.
GUCACAGUAAAAGCGGCACUUGAUAAUCAGAGAGGAGGCCCCUUUUUUUUAUUUUAUUUUUUUUUAUUUUUAUUCAUUUUACAAAAAAUUCAUCUUGUAGUCAUGACGACCAACGGGGAAGAAAAGAGAUGGAAAUUUGCACAAUGCUUUGGAGAUAAAGGCGAUUCCGAUGAUAUAACAGAAGCGGAUAUCAUUUCAGCAGUUGAAUUUGAUCAUACGGGCGAUUAUUUGGCUACAGGUGAUAAAGGUGGUCGAGUUGUCCUAUUCGAACGCAACGACGGUAAAAAAGGGUGUGAAUACAAGUUCCAUACAGAGUUUCAGUCCCAUGAACCUGAAUUUGAUUAUUUAAAGAGUUUGGAGAUUGAAGAAAAGAUUAACAAAAUCAAGUGGUGUAAACGAACGAAUUCAGCUCAUUUCUUGCUCUCCACUAAUGAUAAAACAAUCAAGUUAUGGAAGGUAUUUGAGAGAAGUAUUAAGGUGGCCAACGAAAACACUUCCAAUAGUAUUACCGGUCGAAACUUGUUUAUUCCUAAAAUAUCACAUCAAGAUAAUAUUGUGGCUGCUGUUCCUAGAAGAAUCUACGCCAACGCUCAUGCGUACCACAUUAAUUCGAUCUCAGUCAACUCGGACAGCGAGACGUAUAUGUCUGCUGAUGAUCUGAGAAUUAACCUUUGGAACUUGGAUAUAUCCGAACAAAGCUUCAACAUUGUGGAUAUCAAACCUGCCAAUAUGGAGGAAUUAACCGAAGUCAUUACAGCGGCUGAGUUUCAUCCAAAUCAAUGCAAUUUACUCAUGUAUAGUAGUAGUAAGGGUUCGGUCAAAUUAGCGGAUAUGAGAGAAUCUGCCCUCUGUGACCAGAACGCCAAGGUGUUCGAGGCGCAUGAGGACCCAAAUACGCGCUCUUUCUUUUCGGAAAUCAUUUCAUCUAUAUCCGAUGUCAAGUUCAGUCCUGACGGUCGAUAUAUUCUUGCCCGGGAUUAUUUGACGUUGAAGAUUUGGGAUAUUAAUAUGGAGAGCAAGCCGAUCCAGACGAUUAAUAUCAAUGAUAAUUUACGUAGUAGUCUAUGUGACCUGUAUGAAAAUGAUUGUAUCUUUGACAAGUUUGAGUGUCUAUUUAGUGGCGACGGAAAGAGUGUGAUGACAGGGUCGUAUAGCAAUAACUUUUCGAUUUACAACCGAGAUACCAAGGACGAAAUCCCACUUCAGGCAGAUAAAAGUGCUUUCAAAGCCAAACGUCUGGUUGGCAAUCAAAAGAAGAUGACAACCAUGGGCCGAAAUGGAAAGCGAGAGGAUUUGGAUCCAGUCGACUUUAAUAAAAAGAUCCUGCAUGCUUCGUGGCACCCCAAAGAUAAUAUCAUUGCAGUGGCUGCUACCAAUAACCUCUUUAUCUUUGCUGAAUAACCUUCUCUCUUUAAAAUAAAUAAUUUGUUAUCAUUAUUACAGUGCAUCUAUUUUACAAUGAACAAUUUU